CCAGAGAUGGUGCUCUAACUCAGUUGUGUGAAAAGCUUCUACAUGGUUCCAGCGCAAGUGUACAUUCAAGACUAAUCAAGGGAUUGAGGACAUCAGCUUUUUCCUGCUGAGAGAUUUCAUUCCCAGCGAGGAUAUUUCUAAUGUGCUGAAGUUUUUCAGAUUUUGGGGACAAGAUCUCUACCUCAAAUUUUAUGAAUACUGGGAGCCAUGGCUGUGGAACUUUUACUGUUGCUGUUGCUUUGUGGAAGUACAAUUUCAGAGAUGCAGCCUAUACACAAAUCACCUCCUGGAACUUUGGAUUUUGGGUUUGUACCUGUGAAGACUUAUGAUACACAUGCAUAUUACGAACCUGGACCAAUAGGAAUUUUGUUUAGCAUAGUCCAUUCUUUCCUUUACGUUGUGCAACCAAAUUCUUUUCCUCAAGAGGUCAUCAGAAAGCUAGCACAGCAGAAGUUUGGGAACAUACAGAAUGAUUAUCAGAAGCCAGAAAAUGUUGUCCUGACCCUUCAGGCAAUCUACUAUGAAAUCGGUUUUAUAAUCUCUGCUGCUUUGGGAUUGCUGUUUGUUCUGUUACUGCCUCUUGUGGGACUGUGCUUCUGCAUGUGUCGUUGCUGUGACAACUGUGGUGGGGAAAUGCACCAAAGACAGAAGAAAAAUGCUGACUGCAGGAGGGGCUGCUUUGCAACAUUUCUUUUUGUUACUUCUCUAAUAAUCAGUAUUGGUGUGCUUUGUGCAUAUGCUGCGAACCAACACUUAACAGAUCAAGUCCGGGGAGCAAAGCAGCUGGUGUACAGUAAUUUUAGAGACCUGAGAAUUUUCCUUAAUGACACUCCAGGGCAAAUUGACUACUUGGUGAGCCAAUACAACACUACCAAGGAGAAAGUACUCUCUGACCUUAACAAUGUUGGACCAUUGCUUGGCUUUAGAGUCCAGGAGCAACUGGGGAAAGAAGUCCGCCCUGCACUAGAUGCAGCUCUAGCAAUGGCAGGAGCCAUCAGAGAAACAAAGGAGGCAUUGGAAAAUGUGAGUGUGUCUGUGGAGGUUUUGCAGGAAGGCACUGAAAGACUCCAUGCUAACCUGACAGAUGUAAAAGCACACCUGAGCAAUACACUUAAUGAUUCUGCCUGUUCUGCACCUCAAGUUGCUUCAACUUGCAGCAUGAUCAGAAAUUCAUUACAUCAGCUGAGUAUCAAUGCCAACUAUAGUGGGUUGCCAAGUGUGAACUUGCAGCUUGCCAAAGUCAAUGAUGUCCUUAAAAUAGACCUCUCUAGUUUGGUUCAAAAGGGUUAUGCAGCAUUUAAUGAUACACCAGAUUUAGUGAUGAACCAGACCAGGAAUAUUUUAUCAGAUAUCCAAAAUGUAUUGGAAUCUGUUGGCUCAAAUAUCACUAGCUUCACUAAAUCACUUCCUGUUGAGAAAAUUCUAGCUGAUUUCACAAUGUAUCUUUCUCAGAGUGAGGCAUAUGUUCAAGAUUAUUUCCCAGUAAUGGAACAGUAUGAUUUCUAUAGGUGGCUGGCUUGUCUAAUUCUCUGCUGCAUGGUGAUCCUUAUCCUGGUCUUUUAUUACCUUGGGUUACUAUGUGGCACCUGUGGCUAUGACAGGCAUGCUUCUCCAACAACCAGAGGCUGUGUUUCAAAUACUGGAGGGAAUUUUCUCAUGGCUGGCGUUGGAUUCAGUUUCAUUUUCUCCUGGGUGCUGAUGAUUGUAGUUGUGGUCACUUUUGUUACAGGCGGAAAUGUAGAAAAACUCGUUUGUGAACCAUUUGAAGACAAGACUUUAUUCAAGGUCCUCGAUACACCCUACUUACUGAAUCAACAUUGGAAAAACUACCUUUCCGGCAUCUUGCUAAAAAAUCCAGAUAUUAACUUGACCUUUGAAAAAGUGUACAGUGAUUGCAAAGAAAACAAAGGAAUUUAUACCUCACUUCAUCUAGAAAGUCUCUUCAAUAUAAAUGAAUUUCUAAAUAUUAGCAUGUAUACAGAAGAAGUAUCACUUAAAAUCGAGCACAUUAAUAUUAAUCUCAGUGGCAUCAUUCUACUGGAUGCACCUGGGAGGCAGAACCUUCUGAACUUUAGCUCUUCCGGAGUUGAUGGAAUCAACUUUGCAGCAUAUUUAACAGAGAUCAAUAAAAGCAUUACCAAAGUGGAUCUUUUGUCAUUUGCUAAUGACUUGGAAGCAAGAGCAGACCAGUUGCCCAGAGGAGCACUGGAGAAUGCCUUAAAGGGACAUGCAAACAGUAUUCGAACAAUUCAUGAUCAGCAAGUUAUUCCACUGGAGCAAGCCAUGAGCACUUUAAAUCAGAGCAUUCGAUUACUGCAGAAGACAUCAUCUGAACUUAUGGAAAAAGUAAAACAUGUGAUUAAUGCUGUUAAUGCUGCUCAGCUCCUCAUAAACAACAAUGCUUCGCUAGUUAUUGUCCAGGAGACUAAAAAGUACAUGGAUAUGAUUAUAGGCUACUUCGAGCAAUAUGUUAACUGGGUCAAAGAGUCGGUAACCAUGGAUGUGGCUGCAUGCAAGCCAAUUGCCAAUGUGAUAGAUACUGCAGUAGAUAUUUUUUUAUGUAGCUAUGUAACUGAUUCUGUGAAUACCUUCUGGUUUGGUUUGGGAGGCUGUUCAAUAUUUUUAAUUCCUGCCAUCAUUUUUGCUGUAAAAUUAUCCAAAUACUAUCGUAGAAUGGAUACAGAGGAUGUGUAUGAUGAUGUUGAAACUAUACCCAUGAAAAAUAUGGAAAAUGGUAAUAAUGGUUAUCAUAAAGAGCAUUUAUAUGGUAUACACAAUCCUGUUAUGACAAGCUCUGUGGAACAGUGGUAGCAGAUACUGGCAACAUUGGGGGCCCCUAAAUGUGAUGCUCAAGAGACUUCUGUGGGACAGCAUGAUACUUGAAACUGUACUGGGAUCUGCAUUCAUCUUCCAAGCCCUGAGCCACUUGCUUUCUGUGGCUUGUCCUGUAAAUCAAGCAAAUACUAUUGAAUGUUAUACCAUAAACUACUGCACAAAAUAUUUUAUGACCAGGGCACUUGACAUCCACUUCUUGCUCACUAACAUUCAGAGUUUAAAAUAAAGUGUAAUGUUGUUUCUUUUUUACUUUUUUACACUGGGCUUUCCAAACCACAUCAUGAUAAAUGUAUUAAUUUCACUUGCAUAGAUUUUACUUCAAGUUAGGUGUCUGACCGUGGUUGCUCAAAAUCUUCUCUAAUUUUGUUGGGAAUGUAUUAAAUACAGUAUAUACACGUUUACAUAAAGAAUACAUUUUAUAUACAGAGACUUUUGUAUAUACAUUUUCUUACAACUUACAACUUAUAAGUAUUUAGCUAAGUUUUUAAUACUGUAUAAUAUACUUCAUAAAAGAACUUACCAGCAUGAUCAGUGUUGAUAUUUGGUGCUCUUGGAAUGACCACUUUUGACUGAACUUUUAAAUAUAUGAAACUCACAAUAUCUCUUUUGUGUCUUUGAAAAAUUAAAUCAGUCAAAGAAUUAUUUUCUCCUUUUCUUGAAUAAUUUCAUAUGGAGUGGUGUUUGAAAUAUAAAAAAAAAAGAGGGCAGUUUCAGAGAAACUCAUUUAAAACUACAAGUUUGUGUUUGUCUUUGUGUGCUUGCACUGCACAAUAUGGAAAACACAC
Gavialis gangeticus (Gharial) is the source of this 3620-nucleotide messenger RNA. It is a transcript of the gene PROM1, whose product is annotated as prominin 1. The record is from RefSeq and is a predicted model, not a curated record. NCBI's taxonomy places the organism in Eukaryota, Metazoa, Chordata, Crocodylia, Gavialidae. Gene Ontology annotation, cellular component: apical plasma membrane; cell surface; prominosome. The coding region runs from base 208 to 2811 and encodes 867 amino acids. Gene Ontology annotation, molecular function: cholesterol binding. The transcript is spliced from 27 exons.